AGUUAUUGAUUUCGAAGCAAGGUCCCAGAAAAAUUCAAAUUUAUGAUGCCAGCCCAAUCGAAAGAUAAAAACAAGCAGAAAAUAAAGUUAUGGGAAUGCGUGCCUUGUCCGUCAUCUGAUCUCUUCAAGAUCGGUUAGUUCGCGCGUGAUCUUAUACGACAAUUCUCCAACCAAACUCACCAGUCUCUCAGAAAUUGAACGAUAAAAACGACGUAGUUGCGAGACCCAUUUCAUCUCGAUACUUGCAGAGUUGAAGAGAGAGAAGCAAUGGCGAGCGGUGCAGAGCUGAAGUCGGAGAGCUUGCUGGAGCUGAUGAAAGAGCACCUGAAAACCGACGCCGGCAAAGAAAUUACCAAGAAAAUCGGACUCGUCUAUCAGAUCAACAUCGCACCCAAGAAAAUUGGAUUCAAUGAGGUGAUUUUUAUUGUUGAUCUUAAGAAAGGCGAGGUCAAGAAAGGGGCAUAUGAAGGAGGGAAGCCAGAUGCAACUUUUUCGUUCAAGGAUGAUGAUUUCGUGAAGGUGGCGCUAGGGAAGAUGAACCCGCAAAUCGCUUUCAUGAGGGGGGCAAUGAAGAUCAAGGGUAGCUUGAGUGCGGCCACAAAAUUCACACCUGACAUUUUCCCCAAGCCUUCCAAGAUUCAACUCCACGAGAUAACUAAAGGCACCAUGAACUUCAUCAUUUCCUUCUGCUUUUGCCUCUGCAUUUCUCUCUUGCCCUCCUUUGGAACCCCCGCUGUGUUGUUUUAGGGGUUCAAUUGGCAUUCAAGUAAAAAAGGAGGGUGGUACAACUCACUCAAGACCUCCAUUCUUGAACUUGCUGACUCUGGCAUCACCCAUGUCUGGCUUCCUCCUCCUCACGCUAAUGGAACCGAGGGUAUUUACUAGCUACUAGCCUAUCACUAUCUCUGUAUAAUCGCACUUAUUUGUUUAAUAAUCCCAAGUAAUCAAUAAUGUUCUCUCGCUAGACUGAAUCUGGAUUGCACAUUCUGGCAAGAUAAUAAUUCGUUACUAUUAC
This is a messenger RNA of Malus domestica (apple), 1015 nucleotides long. The record is from RefSeq and is a predicted model, not a curated record. NCBI's taxonomy places the organism in Eukaryota, Viridiplantae, Streptophyta, Magnoliopsida, Rosales, Rosaceae.